Molecule: messenger RNA, 3093 nt
Organism: Symbiodinium sp. CCMP2592
Lineage: Eukaryota; Dinophyceae; Suessiales; Symbiodiniaceae
Source: the annotation of a GenBank genome assembly
AUGGAGGGCGAUGCCAAGAGCCUUCCAACAGAUCCCAAAGCUGGGCUGGUCCUGGGCGUAAAAGGUUGCGAGGAGGGCAUGCCUGACAGCGAGCCUCGCAAGUCAUCCAGCGGGUGCACAGCCGAGUCUUGGGUGUCACCAGAGCAACUCCAGGAGCUGAGUGGAGGGGAGGAGACUGAGGAGGACAAGGACGACUCUCAAGACGCGGAGAGGGCAGGCCUCACACGGUCUCCUCCAAGGAAACGAGGUGCCGCGGUGUCCGUCGAUGUCGCAGACCUUCCUGCGAAGCGUCGCCGGAAGCUUCCUCCAGGAGCACGUGUCAUGUUCAACGACGAGGUGGAUGAGAUAGAUCCGGACUUCGGCAUCACCGGACAAUGCCCGGCCGCGCGCUCUUUCAAGCAAAGCUCUGUGUUUCGCACAUUCGCAGACUACGUCGCGGCAAGGCGGGGCUUGCUGGGCCCGGGCCCUGUGGUGCGAGUGGCCAACCGGACGGCUGUAGCUGCAGGUCCGGCCGCUGGAGUCCGUGUGCUGCAACCACCACCGCCGUCAGGGCCGCCUGUGAUGGGGGCACCGGCACCGGCGCGGGCAUCCACGCCCGUCCUGCCAGUCACAGAGGGCCAGGCAAUCCCGCCACCGGAGCCCUUCCAGGUAGUUCCUGCCCAGAUGCCCGAGAACUUGACGCCGGAGGAGCAGCGCAAGCAUCAAGCGCUCUACGUCACCACGCUUCAGGCUUCCCACGCCCUCCGUGACAAGUUUGGAAUGGUGGGGAUCUUGGAGGUGGUUCGCAUGUCAGAUCCACAUCUUAACACCCUGGCCCUGGGUAUGGAUCUGACUGGCAGGAACGACACGCCACCGCGCCGGGAGCCAGAGUUCUAUCUACCUCAAAGCUACUUCAUGAACCCUCCGAGUCCGAAGUUGGAACACUUCUCAAAGUUUUCCCUGGAGACUCUGUUCUACAUGUUCUACAGUAUGCCCAGGGACAUGCAACAAGCUCUUGCGGCAUGGCAAUUGUACGAGCGUGGAUGGCUGUACCACAAGACGGAAAAGAUGUGGAUAGCAGCGCAGCCGCAGGAUGAUGGUGCAGGCAAUGCGCGCAGAGUCUACUAUGACCCAAUCGCUUGGGAGGUCAAGUAUGUGCCGAAUGAAGUGGAUCCUGCCGGGUUCCUCAGCAAGGAAGACGUGAAAGUGCGAGGAGUCACCCCUUCUACGGUUCAGUUGACACCGGUUGGGGGACACCGGGUAAAUGCAUCUCGCAAUGGAAGGCGUUGCGUGUCUUCCGAGACACCUCUGAGCCUGGGCAGCCUGGGCAGGAUGGGAAACGCGAGCGCCGCUGACUGCAGCUUCAGGAGGAACUGCUGCGUGGGUGCCGUUGACAGGACGGUCGGCUUCGAGUACAUCUCUGAAGGUCACACUACGGACAUCGUGCACCUGGACGAGAACACAGGCACUCCGACUCAGAGCCGAUGCCUGUCCUUGCCCACUUCUCUUGGAGAUGUUUCAAAGCCGUGGCAAGAGUACAGGCUCCGAUUCUACAAUUUCAACAUGGGGAACAACUCUGACUUCCGAUCUGUCGAUGAGCUCUCUGGACCAGGAGGACGCGGCGUGUUUUGCGAUGCCCUGUCCGAAGCUUUGGCAGAUGGGCGAUCCCUAGACGUCUCCUUCGCCACCUUCGUCGAGACACGUUUGAACUUCACAAGCUGGGUGGCCAAGUACACGUCGGGCGACCAGAAGCCUCGCUUGGACUCUCUCCUGACGCAGAGUGCCCGGCGCGAGGGAAGUAUCAGCUCACGAAAUGUGGUCCGAAGCUUUGUUGAAGGACUUGCCGCAAGCUACAACGGCAAUUUAAAGUCCAUGCUCGCCUUCUGCAGCGAUGAGUUCCAGGAGGACAAGUCUGGUGGCAUCUUCGGAAGAUUGACGGAAAGGCAGGUUGGAGGAGUUCCAGUGCCGAACCCGAAGAAGGCAUUCAUCGGACGCAGCUUGAUCCUGCCCGGAGCUGGGGAAGGCAUCCGCAUCUGCUUCGUCAGCUGUCACUUCCCCAUCACACAGAUAGCGGCAGCGCUGGAGGACCCUUUGCAGGACCCACUGGAAGCAGCGAAGAUCGCCCUGGCAAAGACCUUGCGCAAGGUGCUCCGCAAAGCUCACCAGAGGGGCCUGACCGACGAGCGAACGAUCAUCUUCGUCCAGGGGGACAUCAACAGCCGGACCGUGCUCCGGGAGGGCGAGGUCAACGAUGUCUUAUUGGAGCUGCUGGAAGACGAGUCGCUGCAGUCGGCAAUUCAGCAGCAGUUGGAAGAUUUGCCUGCCGGGCGAUGGCGUGAAGCCGUGUCGCACGACAGCGUGCAUGAGCUACCUGUAACUUACAAAUUCAACAACAAGAAGGUGUGCCAGACUGGCAACAGUCCUGCACGCCGGCGCGCGGAGCGUGCGGAACAGUCCCCCAAGAGUGAGGAGUCAGGCUCAGACCGCGAGCAUUAUCUCACCAUAGGUGAUGUGAUGUCCAAGGCGCGACUGCGAGCCGAUUCUGUUCCGGACUUGAGCAAGGUUCAGACCACGAAGACGACCUCCACAACGACAAGUAAGCGCACAGAAGGUGGUCUCUACAAGAGGACCUUGGCGACCUUGGGACAGGAGUGGCUGGACAACUGGGGGGUAGCCUUCAAGCAGAAGGACUUCCGAUCUUUCAGGUUCCCCUCGUGUGCCGACCGGGUGAUCUACUGGGCCUCGGAUGCGCUCUACGAUCGCAUCAGCUGGGAGCUGCCGAGGGGCGGCUACGAGGUGAACCACUCGCAACUGGGAAGUGACCAUCGCCCGGUCAGCUUGGAGGUCAUCUUGAGAAUCUCCGAGGACCCUAUCCGAGAGUCCAAGACCCUGAAGCCAGCGCGCAGCUAUAUGACGGAGGGCUUCCUCUCGGAGCCGGAAGAUCCAUGGUCAGAGGUGGAGGAGGAUGGCUUGGAAUCCUGCGAGGCCACGCCCAGGACGGUCGCAUCUUCGCCGCCCGCAUUCGGAGAAGCGCGGUCGCCCAGUCGCCGCCGCUCGGAGUCGGAUGCCAGCGUGUUCUCCAGCCGGUAUCCGGGCUCUGAUCAAGAUUCCUGA